AUGAUUCUCAGCCAAAUCGCAUGGGUGGACUGCAUUGCUUUCCUGAUUUUUCUUGCUCCUCAAUUACUGAUCCAUGUUGGCAUCUUCACGACAUUGGCAUGCGGCAUCAAGGCGUUACCGUUCCUCGGCUUCAGAAUGCCAUUGGAGCUCAUUCGUGAACGAUACCUGACUCCCAAGGAGAAGCGGUCUCCGUUUGUGCAGCGAGCAACGCUCUUCCAAGACGUUGUCAUUCGAUGCGUUCGAUAUGCAUUCGCUGACAUUCCGUCCAUUGUUGGCAAGGUAUUCUUCUCGAAAUGGGUGUCGUUACCAUUCAUGAAGUUCCGCAUGCUGAGACACGGCAUCUGGAAGAGUCCUAUCUACUGGCGUGAAGUCAAUAGAGAAGGUGUGAAGGGUACAUAUGCCAUCUGUGACAGCUCCCGACGGCCAGACAUUGUGCUCUACUAUUGCCAUGGUGGGGGCUUUUCGAUGGGAUCUUCCUAUUUCUACCUGGAGUUCCUCAUGGCGUGGAUGACACUGCUGCAGGAGGCUGGCUACGACAAUCCGGCCAUGUUUGCAUUGGAGUACACGCUGGUCCCGGAGGCUACAUACCCGACACAGGUGCAGGAAGCUCUUGCUGGAUACAAGUAUGUACUAUCCCUGGUCAAUGAUUCUUCUCGUAUAGUGGUCAGCGGUGAUUCUGCUGGCGCAACGCUCAUUCUCAGCUUGAUGCUCUGUAUCUCUGGCUACUCUUCGAUCAAGGACAAGAUGCCUGGGCUUGCUAUUCCAAUUUCUCCAUGGGCCACGAUCAUCUCGCCAAAGAACAAGAACACACCGUCCGACUACCUCAACGCCGAAAGUCUGCAUCUAUACGGAUCGCAAUACAUCGGCAAGAACGGAUCACAGGACAAUGCGCUAGUGUCACCAGGACGGUGCUACGACCAGAGUUGGUGGCGACGUGCAAGCCCAAGUCGUGGCUGGUACUUCAUCUACGGUGCCGAGGAGGUCUUUGCGCCAGAGGCCAGGGAUCUGAUUGCUCGUCUGAAGAAAGCUGAUCUCGAGGUUACAGAGCACGAGGAACCUGGCUGGAUUCAUGCAUGGCCUGUGGUCAAACUGUUCCUGUGCAACAAUCAGGACGAACGACAGAGCGGUCUGAGACGCAUGGUCAAAGUCAUAUCCGAGCGCAUCGAUAUUCAGAAGUCUAAGUAG
This is a messenger RNA of Fulvia fulva, 1185 nucleotides long. RefSeq names its product Putative steryl acetyl hydrolase mug81. Bases 1 to 1185 code for a protein of 394 amino acids. NCBI's taxonomy places the organism in Eukaryota, Fungi, Ascomycota, Dothideomycetes, Mycosphaerellales, Mycosphaerellaceae. The record is from RefSeq and is a predicted model, not a curated record. Gene Ontology annotation, molecular function: hydrolase activity. The transcript has 2 exons.